UGUUCUCCUGUGUCCCCUGGGUGCCAGGUUCUCCAGGUCCUCUGGCGCCACCUCCCCUGGGUGCUGGGUCCUCUGUGUCCUCCAGGUCUCUUGGGUGCCACCUCCCCUUGGUCCUCUGGUUCCCCUUGGGUGCAGCAGAAGACCCUCUGGGUGUCAACUCCUCUCUGUCCUUUGGUUGCCACAUCCCUUGGGUCCUGCAUGUCCUCAUGGUCCAUGUGGGGAUCCCCCAGGUGCCAUCUCCUCUGUGUCCCCGUGGUUCCCCCAUGGGACCACCAGCCGUGGUCGGGUGGUUGCCCCACUUGGGUCCUCUCACUUGCCCAGGGCUACUACCGGCGCACGCCGGCCUACCUGCCCCUUGGGUCCUCCACGUCCUCGUGGUCCAUGUGGGGAUCCCCCAGGUGCCAUGUUCUCCACAUCCCCGUGGUUCCCCCAUGCGACCACCAGCCGUGGUCGGGUGGUUGCCCCACUUGGGUCCUCUCGCUUGCCCAGGGCUACUACCGGCGCACGCCGGCCUACCUGCCCCUGCGGAAGCGGGAGCGCCGGGGCUGCUUCCCGGUGCCCAUGGUGCACUCCACGCUGCUGCUGGACCUGCGCAAGGAGGCCUCGCGGGCGCUGGCCUUCUACCCCCCUCACCCCGACUACACCUGGGCCUUCGACGACAUCAUCGUCUUCGCCUUCUCCUGCCGGCAGGCCGGUGAGCCGCGGGGGGCUCCUGGAGCUCGGGGUUGGGCUCCUGGAACGACGGUGGCGCGGGGGCUGGAGAAGGUGGUGGUGUUCGAGGACGACCUGCGCUUCGAGAUCUUCUUCAAGCGCCGCCUGAUGAACCUCAUGAGGGACCUGGAGGCCACGGGGUUGACCUGGGACCUCAUCUACAUCGGGAGGAAGAGGAUGCAGGUGGAGAGGCCGGAGAAGCCGGUGGCCGGGGUGAGGAACCUGGUGGAAGCCGAUUAUUCCUACUGGACCUUGGGCUACGUCUUGUCCCUUCGUGGGGCUCAGAAGCUUCUGGAAGCUCAACCUUUGGGGAAGAUGUUGCCCGUGGAUGAGUUCCUGCCCGUCAUGUUCAACAAACACCCGCUCUCCGACUACACCCGCCACUUCCCCCGGCGGGACCUGGUGGCGUUUUCGGCCGAGCCCUUGCUGGUUUUCCCCACUCACUACACGGGGGACGAGGGUUACGUCAGCGACACCGAGACCUCGGUGGUUUGGGACGACGAGGCCACGGCCACCGACUGGGACCGCGCCCGCUCCCGAAAGAUGAGGGAGCAGGAGGAGCUGCGCCGCGAGGCCCAAAACUCCGACGUCCUCCAGUCCCCCCUCGACCGCGCCGCCCGCGACGAGCUCUGACACGGGG
Molecule: messenger RNA, 1351 nt
Organism: Calidris pugnax (ruff)
Lineage: Eukaryota; Metazoa; Chordata; Aves; Charadriiformes; Scolopacidae
Gene: COLGALT1
Product: collagen beta(1-O)galactosyltransferase 1
Exons: 4
Coding region: 199-1344 (381 amino acids)
Molecular function (GO): procollagen galactosyltransferase activity
Source: RefSeq, a predicted model, not a curated record